Fraxinus pennsylvanica is the source of this 663-nucleotide messenger RNA. The record is from the annotation of a GenBank genome assembly. Lineage: Eukaryota; Viridiplantae; Streptophyta; Magnoliopsida; Lamiales; Oleaceae.
AUGGCGAUACUGUACGCUCUUGUGGCGCGUGGAUCGGUUGUUCUGGCGGAAUACAGCCCCACGACGACGACGGCAAACGCUAUUGCCCGGCAAAUCCUCGAAAAGAUCCCCGGGAACAACGACAGCAAUGUUUCCUACUCUCAGGAUCGGUAUAUUUUCCAUGUCAAACGGACUGAUGGACUCACCGUACUUUGUAUGGCCGAUGAUACUGCCGGACGGAGAAUCCCUUUUGCAUUUCUGGAAGAAAUUCAUCAAAGAUUUGUGAGAACAUAUGGCAGAGCUGUAUUGUCUGCCCAAGCGUAUGCAAUGAAUGAUGAAUUUUCAAGGGUAUUGAGUCAACAAAUGGAGUAUUUCUCUAAUGAUCCAAAUGCUGACAGAAUAAACCGUCUAAAAGGCGAAAUGAGUCAGGUGCGCAGUGUCAUGAUAGAGAAUAUUGAUAAAGUUUUGGACAGAGGUGAUCGAUUGGAGUUGCUGGUUGAUAAAACGUCCACUAUGCAAGACAACACUUUUCGCUUCAGGAAGCAGGCUCGACGUUUUAGAAGCACUGUUUGGUGGAGAAAUGUUAAGCUAACGGUUGCAUUGAUAGUCCUUCUCCUGGUUAUAGUGUAUGUUGUUUUGGCUUUUGUUUGUCAUGGGCUUACUCUUCCAACUUGUCUGAAGUGA